This is a messenger RNA of Papaver somniferum (opium poppy), 438 nucleotides long. RefSeq lists its product as uncharacterized. Bases 1 to 438 code for a protein of 145 amino acids. The transcript has a single exon. Lineage: Eukaryota; Viridiplantae; Streptophyta; Magnoliopsida; Ranunculales; Papaveraceae. The record is from RefSeq and is a predicted model, not a curated record.
AUGAAUCCUUUUAAAACUCUGUAUGGUUAUGAUGCUACUCAUUUGGCUUUCCCAACCACUCUAACUACUUUUGUAGCUGAAGAUGAGGAAUAUCUUCAACACAGGACUGCCAUGUUGGACAUUCUUAAGGACUCCUUGUCAGUUGCUCAGGCCAGGAUGAAGUUUUUUUCUAAUCAGAAGAGGACUGAAAGAUCUUUUGAAAUAGGAGAUUUAGUCUACCUCAAGUUGCAACCUUACAGACAAGCCUCUGUCUCUCUCAGAAGGAAUUUUAAACUCUCAGCUAAGUACUAUGACCCUCUUCCUAUUAUUUCCAAAGUUGGUCAAUUAUCUUACAAGCUGCAACUUUUUCCAGAGGCUAGAGUACAUCAUGUCUUUCAUGUAUCUCAGCUUAAGAAGAAGAUUGGAUCUACUUAUAUGCCCUCCCAACUCUUCCCUUAG